GCCGCCGCUCACCUCGCUCCACGAAGAAGAACGCGGACUCGGGACGGCGCAGGGGAACAACUCCUCCUGUUUACAACAACACGAUGGAGCCGAGACGGUCGACUGCGAUCCGCAGGCGCGCGUUGCUCGCCGGAUUCACGCUGUGCGCUGUGCUGGUCGCCAAACCCUCGUCUGCCAUCGACAUAUACGCCGACCCUGAGGUGAUGGUCCAGAACGGCACCACGGAGAUCCUGCGCUGCACCUUCAAGUCCAACCAAGUGGUCAGCAGCGCCACCUCGGUGACCUGGAGCUUUCAGUCCAGUCAGCCCGACAAUCAGUUCUUCAAAGCGCCGUACGUGAUUUUCUACUUCUCAAACGGGAUGGGAUUCCCGGGACAGGACGAGUUCAAGGAGCGAGUGCGGUUCAUCGGCGACAUCAACAAGCGGGACGUGUCGCUGCAGCUGAGUCCGGCACAGUUCAGCGACAACGGCACGUUCUUCUGCGACGUGAAGAACCCGCCGGACGUGACGGGGACGCCGGCCCGCACCGAGCUGCGGGUGGUGCUGAGAGAAUCUGGAAGCAAGAUGAUGCUUAUAGUCGGAGGAGUCUGUGCGGCGCUAGCUCUGCUCGUCCUCAUCGCCGUCAGCGCCUGCGUCGUCAUGAGGCUGCGUCACAAACGCCACGAAUAUGAAGGAUGUACGUCCUUGGAAAGCAUGAGCUCUCAGGCUCUGCAGCCACGAAAGAAGGCGGAGUCCGGCCUGGAGGGCUGCAAGAGCACCAUCCCCCUGGGUCCACUACAGGGCCCGGUGAUAUACGCCCAGCUGGAUCACUCGGGCAGCAAAAACUCGUUCCAUAAGAUGGAGCCAGUGGUUUACGCCGACAUCCGUAAAAACUGAAGAGGAACUGGGGACCAAAACAGAAAAAAUAAGAAAAAAAAGAUUAACAGUAAAGUAUCAGACCUCUCUAUCAGCUGCUCUUGGGAAGGGUGGGAAUAUUUCAACAGGGACAUCAUCGGUGCAGUUUUUUUUACAUUUUUUAUUAUUUUUUAAUCACUUUUCCACUGAAAGCAUGAAGCUGUUACAUGGUAUAAUAAUGUCUCAAAAAAACACUCCGUCACAUCAGCCUGGAAAUUGUUCUCCGACACAGGGAUCAAAGUGAAACUUAACAGGAGUCGUUCCGUAUGUUGUUUUUUAAUCUUCGUGCCUAAAAAGAAGAAACAAGUUCCGCAGACUGUUGCACCAGCUGAACACCAGUUUGAGCUUCAAGCGUCACGGCAACAGUCGUGUGGAAAAAAAUCUGAACAUCCCACGGAAAUAUAUGAUUUUUCUCUUCAUAUAGGAAAGAGUAAACAUUUUUUCCUCUUUGAUUCAGCGCCUAUGAAGGUGAUGUACUUUAUAUAUUUUAAAUAAUUUGCAUAACAAAUAUGAAUCGGUGUUAUGAUCCUCACUUGGCCUCAGAUGCUCGUUCUGAUCCCUCUUACAGAAAUAACUUUGUGUGUUUUUAUUCAUGGAAGAUGCCUUCAGUUGCAACAUGUCAGAUGCCCCUUCUUGCAUCAAAAUAUGUCAAUGGGAUUCAGAUCUGGCCUUAAAUUAUGAAAAUGUUGUUGAAAAACUCGUUUAUUUGCCUAUAUCCGCUUUAUCAUCGGGCGCUGAAUCAACAAGGUGAAAUUUGUUGGAAAAAAGUCAAUAAUUUUGUAUUGGGUGUUCUUCAUUUUUCACAACCGUUUGUCAGUCUUUUACAAAAUCAACACCAAUCCUAAACAAUACUACAGUUUGGGUUUUUUUAGUGCAAAAACUGCCGUUUCCUUUGAAGCACCAUUCAAAUGAAAUGGGAGCGGGAAAAAACACUACUAACGUAAUGUACAGUAUCCUGUCGCAAUGUGAACUGGCUUUAUGAUGCUUCACGCAUUUGCCCCCGACUAAUAUACUUUGGACGAGGACGGCCGUACGGCAAGCGGGUGUGGUCAUGAACUGAACAAAUGUCGUCAUCUUUAACAAAGACGAACAAAAGUCUCUGGGGGGAAAGAAAAUCAAUUCCAAUGCUGCGUUCACACCAACGUGAAUGGGAUCUUCGCGUCAACUCGCUAAAGCUUUUUGUCACAAAACCUAAAUAUGAACAAAAGUGAAUGAAAAAAAAUUCUGUUACAAAAUACCAAGUUUGCACGUCAGUGUCAUAGAUGUAAAGCGAAGUCUGUUACAAACGUUGUGCUCCUCUUGUAAAUAUGAAAGAAUCUCGUCCAAUGGUUUUAUCCAUGGAGAAAACCCAGCAAUUUGUUUUAUUCUAACGGAAAAAAAGGCAGAGGAGACGCGAAGAAAAUCCAAUCUUUUUUUAUUUGUGAUACGAUACAGUCGUCUACAACAUAUUAAACCAUCGCACCUCCGUCACCUCCGUUGCAGGUGUGUGUGUGUUAGAAACUCCAGCUAGUGCAAACACUGAGCCGAAGCCGCCGCGUUGAAUCACUAAUGUAUUGAUUUUAUUUUGAAAAGGGGGCAACGCUCACAUUCACGUUUGCAUGCAGUUGUAAUAAUAACAUCCACCGGCUGCAGCUCGGUACUCGUCAUCUCGUCGUAGGAAGCAGCAGAAGAAGAAGAAGCCGUCCGACUUUGUGUGACUGUGAAUGCCUCAGUGUUCCUGUAAAGUUGUGGCGUGUUGCCAUGGUACUUUUUUUUUUCUUUUUUUAAGCCACUGCCUCCUUUUUGAUUUUUACCUCAGUUGAACGUUUUGUGAAACAAAUCUUGUGCAGAUGAACACAUUGGCCCAGCAACAACAAAAAAAAUGUAAAUGUUCUGCCUGGUUACAAGUGUGAUUUUGAAGAUAAGAUUAAGAUAAAAAAGUAUUUAAUGCUAGUCGUGAUAACAUGGGCAGUUUAGUUUCCCAGCGUAGUAAAACAAAAUGUUGAACUGAGGGGAAAUUAAUCCUCCUAUGAAAACAUGGGAGCUCUUAUUUUGUUGGACUAAAAAAAAAAAACCAAAAUGCUAAAUACACUGUUUGCAUGCAAUGUACUAACAGAACAAUCAUUACUAUGCGAAUAUCCGUUGUCUCCUUUUUUCCAUCUACAUAUUAUGUAAAGCUCUUUAUUUUUUGCAAAACUAAUGGGCCAAAUAUCUGAUGUCAACAGUAAUAUUAGGUCAGUUCUCUUCUCGUGCUUUGAAGCUUUAAAAUGCAUUCCAAAUUUUAUUUUCCUUUUUGUGUUGAAGCAUUUAAAAGCCAAAGUUUUUGUCGUCAUUCUGUUUUGUUUUGUUUUCCGAGAAUAUUCGUGUCGCAUCCAGUGGAAAUUGCCUUCAGCUUUCAGCUCCUCAUUCCGAAUGCAGUAAACUUCCUCGCUGACCAGUAUUUGUAUAUAUUUCUUGCUCGUGUAAGAUAGUAAGAUAGAUUGUGCUGUUUACUGUAACUCAUUCCAGUGCGGUGUGGCUGUGCAAGUCUUUUCCUGGGGGGGGGGGGGGGUCUGUAGAUGUCUAGAAAGUUGGCGGCAUGCUUAAAUGUUUUUCUAUCUCUAGUCUUAAUUAUUCGUGGACGGACGCUCGCAAACGUGUACGCAGCGCCUGCAGGAAGCGUCGAGUCGAAACCGCUUGAAUUAAAACUUUCUUCAGUCAACAAUAUAUAUAUAUAUAUAUAUAUAUAUAUGUGUGUAAAAUAACCACUACUUAAUGUGACAUUUAUUCAUAUCAAAACCAACAAAGCCGUGGUAGAGGACGUGUCGCCCCCUUGUGCUGAAAUCGAUUGUACAGUUGUGAACGUCGGUGAUAAUGUAGGUAAAUGUGUAUUUAGCGGGUUUAUGAAAGACCUGACAACACUAAACGCUUGUGGCCACAGUAGCUGUGGGGCUUGUAACGCACCUCAAUGAACAAUCUGUGGAUAGAAAUGAACUUUAUCAUCAACCACAUGACAGAAAUGUCUAAGAAAAACACUCAAUAAAAUUAAAACAAAUAAUUAGCACUUUGUGUAAACAAGUUGAUAGAUGAUGCUAGCGAUGUUCCGAUCAUUUUAUUUCUCUCCCUGAUACCAACACCUGGACUUAACUUCGCUCCAAAUUAACAGUUGCUCUGUGCCGACACGGUUUAAAGAGCAGCGAAGAAGAAGUGAUGUCCGGUAGCGUAGCGUUAGCGUAGCAUUAGCGAAAGCUAGCGGCAACUUUCAGCAAUUUGGCGAUAUGUCACGCUGGAUUGUGCCGUUUUAUUUGGUUGGAACUACUUUAAAGACGUUGGCAUCAGAUCGGAACAUCUCUAGAUGAUGCAAACUUAUAUUUUCUGUGACGUUUUUCACCGUGUGUUAACACUACCAUGCAGCUUUAACGUGCCUAAUAUGUGAUGUUAACACGCUGGCGUUCACGUCGUAUAAUUCUAAAGCGCAACAAGCCGCCGACUUGUUGUUCCGAGUGCGAGUUACUUGGAAUUCUUCCAAUACGGACAUGUCAACAUGCUACCAGGUACAUCAAAAUAAGGUCCAGUCGUAACACGAUUCAUUCGGCCGGUCGUUGAACCAUAACAACAAAAUAAGCUAAUUUAGGCUGUUUAUCGGACUGCGGCUGAACACAUGAGACAGAAACUCCCUGCGACGGAAUAUCGGACGUUUUUUUCCUGUACGCGCAUUGAAAUGUUUUGCAAGAGGAAGCCUGAACGUGUUUUGGGGCGUGGUCACAAAUGUUGCCCCCGUAACCACGCCCACCAGUGAUAUCACAGAGUUACAGGCCACGCCCUGAACUGCACUCAGUGAGAAGAAGUUAGCAAAAACAAGAUCUCCAUCGGCUGCGUAGUGUCUGUAUAAUACGCGACACUUGUAUUUACAUUGAGUGUCUUUACAUAUCAUGCUAGCAUGUAGCAUGUUAGCAUGAUGAGUUGGCUAUAAUGUCAACGAACGGUUGAGUGACGGGAGCGCUGUUGUUUGUUUUGGGGGGGGCGUCCUCAUUCAAUGGAAGUUUUGGUUGUGGAAGUUUUGAAUUUAUUAUCACUAUAUGAACACUAAAUAAAAUAAUUUAUAAAUUCAAACACUCCACAUUAAUAAACACAAACUAUAAAACGCCUUUACAUUUUCUUAGAAUUUGCUGUAGGUGGCGCUAAAAUCAGAGUCAUUGUGAUUCGUCUGUCGGAGACUGAGGAAUGUUUGUUCCUGCCACAUUGUGUUGGUGAAAUGUGGAAAAUCUUUUUCACUCAUUUUUUAUAAAUGACUGACAUGAUUGUACAGCCCAUCACCGUUUUCCUCUCAUUUUCCAUUUUACACUCUGGUCUACACAUAUAAUCAAGUCAUUAUUACCGUGAAUUUAAGCUCUAACUUCUUUCAAACUGUCUCUCCAUCGCGGCUUAAUAAAACUUAUCUACCCUGAACACUUACAUUUAUAAACCUUCUACCUUCUGACUGAAGAAAAUCUUAAUCCGGGGCAUUUCGACGCAGUCGUGCGGACGCCGUGCACUCGUCUCCCAGGCGCGUCUUUUCUUUAGACGUCCGAGUCUUUUCUGUCACUUCCUGUUUGUUCUCUCCUUUGUCGGCAUGUAUUUUUCCACGUGCUCACCAAAAAGACAAACCCAUCCUGUAUGAUACCGAAAAACCUUUUCACUGCUGGUCACUUUUCUCCCGUCCGGUGACUCGUUUAAUGCUGUUGUAGAAAUUGUGAUGUGUAAACUAUAAGUUAUGAACGAUUUUCCGGUUUUGGACCCGAGCUCGCGCGCCAAACGUUUUGGCGACUGGGGUGAAAACGCGCUGCGACGUUCACUCACUCCGCUCGCGACGAGUCUUAACGCGCGCUCUCGGCGUGCUUUUCGAUGGUAAAUAGUUGUGUUAUGUGAGAAUUGUUUGGUAUGUUAUGUUGUAAAAACCUGCACUAUGUCUUGCGUAUCGGAGACAACAAAAUGCCCUGUGAUAUUCUUGUUUUUUUUUGUUUUUUUUUCUUUCCGUUCAUCUCUGAACGACCUCGGCCUCCUUGUUUGUUUAACGUCCUUCAAAACUGGAAUGUUGUACAUUUAGUGCCUUAUACAUUUCAUCAGCUAACUUGAACAUCUGCUCAAAAUAGAAAAAGAUUAGAUUCAUUUAUUUUCCUUUUAUUUUGUAUGUAUUUUUUAUACACAAUAUCGCCUCAGUAUCCACUGUUCAAAUUUUAUAUAAAACCUAUUCCUGGCCAAUCA
Messenger RNA from Scophthalmus maximus (turbot), 6095 nucleotides. It is a transcript of the gene mpzl1l, whose product is annotated as myelin protein zero-like 1 like. Gene Ontology annotation, cellular component: focal adhesion; cell surface; membrane. Lineage: Eukaryota; Metazoa; Chordata; Actinopteri; Pleuronectiformes; Scophthalmidae. Bases 84 to 875 code for a protein of 263 amino acids. The transcript is spliced from 6 exons. The record is from RefSeq and is a predicted model, not a curated record.